Molecule: messenger RNA, 1558 nt
Organism: Eutrema salsugineum
Lineage: Eukaryota; Viridiplantae; Streptophyta; Magnoliopsida; Brassicales; Brassicaceae
Product: probable E3 ubiquitin-protein ligase MARCH10
Exons: 8
Coding region: 104-1369 (421 amino acids)
Molecular function (GO): zinc ion binding
Source: RefSeq, a predicted model, not a curated record
UAGAUUGCUUCUCUCGCUGGCUCAGAAUAUAUGUCCACCGAAUUUUAUUUCGCAUAAGAAAUUUUCUUGAAAUUUUGCUUCGGUUUUGAUUAGUUCGAUUACGAUGCAAGAAUCCGCGAUACAACCGCCCAGAAAUUGUGGUCUCGCUAAAGAUUCUCCCUCUUCCUCUUCUUCUUCUUCAUCCACUCCUCCUCCUGCUUGCUCUUCUUCUUCUUCUCAGGUUAAAGAAGACUCUAUUGAAGAAGAUGUCUCCGGAUCUCAACAAAAUGGAAGCCAAUCAGAUGUUUCGAUCCAAAUACCCCCAAAACCUAUGCCGAGUUUAGGAAUCUUGAGAAAUCUAAGCCUGAAACGGAAAGCUUCUCUACCAAACUAUGAGAGGAGAUUGCUACUUAGUCCCAGCAUUACAGAAACCACUGAAUUGCCUAGCUCCACUACUUCGCCUUAUUGGAAAAGAUGUUUGUCACUUCCUUCCACAAAUGCUGCUAAGCUGUCUCUGGUUACGUCUACACCGCCUGUUUCAGCUCUGGUGCACAGUGAACAACCUAGAUCUAAUAAUGAUGGUGUUGAUCCUUCAGUUUCAAGAUCUUUGUCCAUGCCGGGGAGAAACAAAGUGAUUGUACGAUCUGUCUCUUUUAACAACAACAAAGAUUACAUCUCGAGCGAAGCAAGUGGUGCAGAUCAAAUCACUCCGGUUCCUGCAGAAGAAACAGAAGAAGAAAUCCCUGAAGAAGAAGCGGUGUGCAGGAUUUGUCUUGAUGUAUGCGAAGAAGGCAACACACUUAAAAUGGAAUGCAGUUGCAAAGGUGACCUCAGACUCGUUCAUGAACACUGUGCCAUUAAGUGGUUUAGUACAAAGGGAACGCGAAUCUGCGAUGUAUGCAGACAAGAAGUCCGAAACUUGCCGGUAAUUUUGCUUCGUGUCCCAACAAUCAAUCAACUUACCAAUAGACGGGAACUCGCUCAGCAGAAUCCACAGCCACAAACCAUUAGUGUUGGGCAAGAGUUUGUAGUGCUUGUACUCAUCAGCACAGUCUGCUACUUCUUCUUCCUUGAACAUUUGCUGAUUCGUGACUUGAAUUCCCAAGCUAUCUUUGUCGCAGCGCCAUUUUCAUUCACCUUAGCUCUCUUAGCCUCAACUUUUGCUGUCGUGCUCGCUAUCAGAGAAUACAUAUGGACAUACGCAGCUCUUGAGUUUGCACUAGUGGCCUUGCUUGUUCAUCUGCUAUAUGUUACAUUUGGUGUGCCGGUUAUCUAUUCAAUGCUUUUCGCUGGGAUUCUGGGUUUCGGGAUGGCAAUGUGCUUAAACUUGCUGUACAUUUGCUAUUCCUCUCGGCUUGGAAGGGUUUCACAGAACAGGAACUUAGUAUAAAGAAAGUCUCUUCCUUUUUUUAGUUUCUUCUGUUCUCCCUUAAAGCUUGUAUAUGAAAAGGACAAAUUGAUGAGUAGAUAGAUUCAUCUGAAACAGUAACACCUGUAAGAUGUAUGGAUUCUUUGUACGUUUUGUAUGAAGAAACAAAAGUUUUGAGGAAUUAUAAUGAAAAUGUGUGAAGAGACAAAA